Plasmopara halstedii is the source of this 534-nucleotide messenger RNA. RefSeq lists its product as uncharacterized. Lineage: Eukaryota; Oomycota; Peronosporomycetes; Peronosporales; Peronosporaceae. The coding region runs from base 1 to 534 and encodes 177 amino acids. The record is from RefSeq and is a predicted model, not a curated record. The transcript is spliced from 4 exons.
AUGCACGCGCUGUUAGGCGAGCUGCGCAUGGUUAAAAUGCUGCAUCAGCAGACGGGCGUGUGCGUAUUCACGCAUCAGUGGAAGUGGAAUCCACAGGCCCAUGCAGAAGGAGUGGACGCGCUUGUCCUGUCUUUCACGCAAUUUGCGCGUGAAAUUGAUGGCGGAGAGGUUGUACAAGUGCACUUUGAUCCCAGUAAAACCGGCAAGACAAAUAGACCUGGUAUUAGCCCAACGCCUGCCUCUUCAGAUGGAUUAGUGAUGAUCUCACUUCAGGACGAGACCAUCCAAGCAGUUUUGUUUCAUGAUCGAACAUCUGAUGCAGCAUGUGCCGCUCUUAAAACAUUUCUAGAAAUUAUUUUUAAGCGAUUUUCACAAUUGUUUGAACAUGAACUUGAGCAAUUGCAGCCGCAAUUGAAUGCGAACGCAACCCCAACCGCUGAAGAGCGUGAAGCUGUUGAAGCCCCAUUUCGACGAUUCGAGGCUGAGCUCGAAAGCCAAUUGCUUCCGCAACCUACUAGUGAUUUUAGUCAAUGA